This is a messenger RNA of Folsomia candida, 3969 nucleotides long. RefSeq names its product putative elongator complex protein 1. NCBI's taxonomy places the organism in Eukaryota, Metazoa, Arthropoda, Collembola, Entomobryomorpha, Isotomidae. The transcript is spliced from 10 exons. Gene Ontology annotation, biological process: tRNA wobble base 5-methoxycarbonylmethyl-2-thiouridinylation. The record is from RefSeq and is a predicted model, not a curated record. The coding region runs from base 83 to 3847 and encodes 1254 amino acids. Gene Ontology annotation, cellular component: cytosol; elongator holoenzyme complex. Gene Ontology annotation, molecular function: tRNA binding; protein binding.
AAAAUUUUAGCUUGUGAUUUGUCAAUUUGUAACUUUUACAAACUUGAUUUGGUGCUAAUUUACAAAUGAGUCUUCUCUAAAGAUGAGGAACUUGGUAAUAACGCGACGUUAUAAAACAUCGGACAAUGCAAUUAAACAGGGAUUCAAUAAAUCCUGCUGUUUUAUAUUGGAUAAAAACGGCCAGCUUUUGAUCUACGAUUGGACCAAUUCGAAAUUAUUACAAUGCUCGAAUUUAAAUUCUUUAGCUUUAGAAGAUAAAGCAGAAAUUGAUCCUGUGGAUAUUACCCAAAUUCAGUAUGUGCCGGAAAUGGACUUUAUUUUCCUGGCAGGAACGGACGGUACCUUCUUUCAGACUAGAGAUCCAGUCUUUCGUGAAGGGAAUUACACAGAAUUGUUCAAGUGCGAACAAGGAAUUGAAAGAUUUGCGGUGUCACCGGAUUGUCGACGGGUGUGCAUUUUAACAAAACAACGAACCUUGCUGGUGCUCACACUACCUGAAUUAGAAUGUCUUGUCGUCCACUCACUAUCAACGGUGGAAGAGGAUAUUGCAAGCUACACGGGGUCGACAGUUUGGCGCAAUGAUAGUCGAUAUUUUGCUGUAAAUGUGCCAGAUUUUACAGAUAAAGGCUCUCCAAAGCGUCAAAUUCAUGUGUACGAUGAGGAUGGGAUCUUGUAUUCCAAGUCACAACUAGAUGAGUUUGAAAUUCUAAAUGAUUUACUUGCAUGGCAGCCUUCUGGAGGUCUUUUGGCUGUUUUUGGGAAAUCUCCACAUGGAAAUGCAAUAAUAUUCCUGGAGCUGAACGGACUGAAAAGAUCUCAUUUACAAUUGGGACAUACCAAACCUAUUGAAAACGUAUCAUGGAACUCUGCAUCAGAUAUUCUGUGCUUGCAAACUAGCUCAGAAGUAGAACUGUGGACUCGUAGCAAUUACGUGUGGAUGCUAAAAAAGACAUUUAGUAAUUCUUCUUGUCAAACUGUUCGCUAUUGCAGUUGGGACGCAGAGCUUUCGUUCAGGUUUCAAAUAGUAUACGAUACUGCUUGCGAGAUUUACGACUUGGCCUUUUCCUAUACUUCUGGCUUUUCGGCCGGAUCCGCAAUGACCGUAUCAUGGAAUGGUGUUCAAAUUUAUUGUACGCCAUUCAGAGAUAACUCAGCUCCACCUCCUUAUGGAUUUCUACAGGCAAAUGUGGACUCGUCUAUCGUAGAGGUUCUGGUCACUGAAUUCUGGGAUGGAUUUCUCUGCAUUACGUUGAAAGGCAUUGUUUUAUUUCGACGCGAAGAUUUGGCCUUGACAAUUGUUGAUCAGAUAUCUUUUCCUCAUACCUUUUUGUCAAGUGAAGUUGAUGGAUGGAUUUGGCCGAAUUUUAAUACACUCUGUUGUUCGUGUAACGGGAUUCUUCAAACAACCUAUCUCAAUUUUAAAUUAGGCACAGAAGAAAAUUCUUCGAAUGACAAUAGGACCUGUGCUGAUACGCAAUUUGUUGAUGAAGAUCAAGUUAAUAAUGUUCAUUCUUUGAGGCUCUUCCCUCUUAUCGCGGACAUUCAAAAAAUUGGAACUAAUGAAAUUUUAAUAGAGACGCGCAACAAUUUCCUUAUACAAUUCAAUCUCCAGUCAAAAGUAGUUAAAACUGUUUUAUCUACUCGGGAUUUUUCUCUUUCCAAUUGUACAAUCCACACGAUGAAACUUGAAGACAAAAUCAUUAUAUUUCUUCACAACCCUACUACGCGACAGCUUUUUAUAUCAUCAUCUGAACAUUAUAGCUCGGAGCCUUUGAAAAUCUCUGGAGAUUGUGCUUCGAUUUAUGUAUUUGGUGACAGCGUUGCAUUGACUACUUUGACAAGUUUAGAAAUCUUUAACAAGUUCCUUGUGCUAGAGGUUUUACAGCAUCUUGCUGAUGGGAAUGACCUGGAUGCUAUGAAACUAUUAGUAGAAAAGAAAUUUACUAGGAAAGUAGAGAAGGGUUCAGUUAUCGUGACCUGUUGUGUUAACCGCAUGUUAGAACCAUCGCUCAUAUUGCAAAUUUUACCCAGAGGCAAUGUUGAAACUAUUUGUCCGAGACCGCUUUUAAUUUCAACUAUUAGAUCUACGCUGCGAAAUGAAACUAACGAAGCAAGAUACGAAAAAAUCAUGAAUGCAGUAAGAAGACAUCGGCUAGAUUACAAGGUACUAAUUGACGAGAUGCGAGUAAUUGAGAAUGAGAACCCUGCAGCAAGUUUGAAGCACUCUUUAAAAACUAUGGUGGAUCAAGUCAAGGAUUCGCAUAGUUUGGUUCUUUUGGUGACUGACCUAGAUGAAGAACAUGAGGAUUGCAUCACAAUUAUUAAAGAUUUGCUAGAACCCCAUCUUCAGAAAGCAUCUGUUCGAAAAUUGAAUAUUGAAGAAGCGUAUUUGGCGUCUUUGGCAAAACUUGGAUUGUUGGAAGAAGCUUUGCUCUCACACUUAAUUCAAGGCGAAGACAAAGAUCAGAGGAAUGUAGUCACACACCGCGUCAAGUUUUUAAGUUAUUAUUGUAACAACCAGGAUAUUUUAUUUGACACGUCUCUGGGAACGUAUGACCUGGGCUUGGCUUCGUUGGUUGCGGACUGUCUAGGAAAGGAUCCAAAAGAAUAUGUGCCAAUCCUGGAAGAACUGAACCAAUUUCCUGAUUUCAAACGAAAAUUCAAAAUUGACGACAAACUUAGACGAUACUCAAAGGCAAUAACAAAUUUAAUACGCGAUCAAUCGACACAUAAUCCGGAAGUUUUAAAAUACAUGGAGAGACAUCGUCUGUUUACCGACGCAAUUUCUUGCAUAGAGGAAUUGUUAGCCACUUCCAGUAUUGAAGAAAGCAAACAAGAAGACUGUCCAGAAAGUCAUAGGAAUCGAGACCAACUGAAGACUCUGUUAUGUGAAAGCAAAUUGUCAUACGGACGUUAUUUAGAAGAGCACACAAAAUUCAGAGAAGCAAUGAUUCUGUACCGAGAAGGAAAUCAAUUAGACCAAGCUAUUGAAUGCGGAAUCAAGUGUGGCCAAUGGGAAAUUGCUCUGGACAUAUUUCAUUCUCGUACAUUUACCAAACCUGAUUUAAAGGCAUUGUGCGAACACAUUUUGGAUGAUUUAGAAGACCGCAAGAACUACUCUGGGGCAGCUAGAGUUUGUGAGGUGUACCUCAAAGACAUUUCUAGAGCUGUUGGAUAUUGGAUUCGUGCCCACAAGUGGGUUCGAGCAAGAUCAUUGUCACAUCUCUUAGACAAAACUGAAGAAGACAUGGUAUUACCAAAAUUGAUGGAGGCAGGCUCGGAGAGGUUGGAACAUCUUGCGACUUUAACUCAAGAAGUAUCACAACAUUUCCGGCGAUGGCAGGUGGUUAAGGAGAAUAAAGCCAAGAGGGAACUGGAGGGAGGGGUCGACGAUUUUGACAACUUUUCCGACACAGAUAGCAUGACAUCUUAUACUUCAACCAGAUCUGGGAGCUCAGCAUCUGGGAAAUCUCAUAGAACUGCGAAAAGUAAAAGAAAACACGAAAAAAAACUUUAUUCCAUGAAGGAAGGGUCAGUGCACGAAGAUUUGGGAAUUGUCGCGCAUCUUUGGACAACUUUCGAUAAAAUUCAACAAGAGCUUAAACCAGACACAUCCGAGCUGAUAACCUCUUUGUGGGAGUUUAAUGAGAACAAGCUCGCUAAAGAAUUGGGACUCGUAUUUGAUCAACUUCUCAUAGAAUCUGAUACGGCCAUUAAGAAAAUAUGGGCUUUUGUACUUCCUGACGAGCUGAUAGAAAUGAAAUACCGUAUUCCACCCAUUGGUUGGUGUACAACUUGGGACAAGCUGUGCCUUCACGAUCCAUCAUCCAAAGCGAUGAAACAAUAAUAAUUUUCUAUAAAACCAUUAGAGAUGACCGUUUCUACAUUUGUUUUUAUAUGACUGUGAUAUAUUAUUAUUAGUUUUAUUUACUUUCGUUAAUAAAGGAACAACACAAAUUCGCAAACCAA